GAUUCUCCUUAUCAAAAACCCUAAAACCCUGCCAUUCUUGAACCUGAAUAAAACACAGAUUUUUUUACUUCGUAAACUCUAAUUUGAGCAACAUGUUGCGUCGUAACAUAAGAUUGAGAAGGGAGUACUUGUAUAGAAAGAGCUUGGAAGGCAAAGAACGGUUGCUUUAUGAGAAGAAGCGCAAAAUCAGAGAAGCCCUGCAAGAGGGUAAACCUAUUCCCACCGAGCUCCGAAACGAGGAGGCCGCACUUCGCGAAGAAAUUGAUCUUGAAGAUGAGAAUACUGCUGUGCCAAAGAGUCACAUUGAUGAUGAAUAUGCAAAUGCGACGGAAAGAGAUCCAAAAAUUUUGCUGACGACAUCCCGCAAUCCAAGUGCUCCUCUUACACAAUUUGUGAAGGAAUUGAAGUUUGUCUUCCCGAAUGCACAGCGAAUGAAUCGUGGUUCCCAGGUUAUAUCUGAAAUUAUUGAAACUUGCCGCGCACAUGAUUUUACUGAUGUUGUGUUGGUUCAUGAACAUCGUGGUGUGCCAGAUGGUUUAAUUAUAAGUCAUCUACCUUUUGGCCCAACUGCCUACUUUGGAUUACUCAACGUGGUUACCAGACAUGAUAUUAAAGACAAAAACGCCAUUGGGACAAUGCCUGAGGCUUACCCUCAUUUGAUUCUAAAUAACUUCAAAACAAAGCUUGGUGAAAGAACAGCAAAUAUUCUAAAGCAUUUAUUUCCAGUGCCAAAGCCAGACACCAAACGCAUUAUCACAUUCGCUAAUCAGUCUGACUAUAUCUCAUUCAGGCAUCAUAUCUAUGAGAAGCCAGGAGGUCCUAAAUCAGUUGAGCUGAAGGAGAUUGGUCCUCGAUUUGAAUUGCGGCUUUAUCAGAUAAAAUUGGGAACAGUUGAUCAGAGUGAAGCCCAGAUUGAAUGGGUGAUUAGACCAUACAUGAACACAACAAAGAAGAGGAAGUUCCUUGGGGAUUGAUAAUUAAAGAAUCUUUCCAGGCUUUAUUCUUUAUGUAGGAUUAUCUUUCCUGAGUGCUUUGAGGUGUUGAAUUUAACAUAAGUUAUAAUUCUUUUUGUUCACACCCCUAAUUGUAACAGGCUGAUCUCUCUUAUAAUUCUCCUGUGCAUCACUUAGGUCGUAAUUUGUUGUUCAUAACACUAUUCAUGUAGCUAAUAUUCAUGAUUACAUGGUUAUAUUAUUUAUAAUUGAUUUUAGACAA
Mangifera indica (mango) is the source of this 1215-nucleotide messenger RNA. Its product is annotated as U3 small nucleolar ribonucleoprotein protein IMP4. Gene Ontology annotation, cellular component: nucleolus; small-subunit processome; Mpp10 complex. The record is from RefSeq and is a predicted model, not a curated record. Gene Ontology annotation, biological process: rRNA processing. The transcript has 9 exons. Gene Ontology annotation, molecular function: snoRNA binding; rRNA primary transcript binding. The coding region runs from base 93 to 974 and encodes 293 amino acids. NCBI's taxonomy places the organism in Eukaryota, Viridiplantae, Streptophyta, Magnoliopsida, Sapindales, Anacardiaceae.